AUGUGGAAGAUUUUUAUCGACAGUGUGAUCCAGAAAAGGAGAAUUUAUGUUUGUAUGGUUACCCGGAGGAGGCUUGGGAGGUCAAUCUACCAGCAGAGGAAGUGCCACCGGAACUACCAGAGCCCGCUCUUGGAAUAAAUUUUGCAAGAGAUGGAAUGCAGAAGAAAGAUUGGCUAGCCUUGGUUGCAGUGCACAGCGACGCAUGGCUCCUCGCAGUAGCAUUUUACUACGGAGCUCGAUUCGAUAAAAAUGAGCGGAAGCGGUUGUUUAACCUUAUCAAUGACUUGCCCACACUAUUUGAUAUAGUAACGGGCAAGAAGCAAGCGGUUGAAAAGGCAGCAGCCAACAACAGCGGGUCGAACAAGGCGAAGAGCUCUGGCAAGGCGCGGAGUGGUGAGGUGCAGACAAAACAAUCGAAGGCGAAACAAGAAACUCCAGAGGAAGAGGAGGAUGACGAAGAGGAGCAUGGGGAAACGCUUUGUGGCAUUUGCGGCGGGCUUUAUGGGGCAAACGAGUUCUGGAUUGGUUGUGACCAUUGUGAUAAAUGGUACCACGGGAAGUGUGUGAAAAUAACACCAGCCAAGGCAGAGCAUAUCAAGGACUACAAAUGCCCGUCAUGUGCAAAGAGAGCUAGAUAA
Closterium sp. Naga37s-1 is the source of this 638-nucleotide messenger RNA. The record is from the annotation of a GenBank genome assembly. NCBI's taxonomy places the organism in Eukaryota, Viridiplantae, Streptophyta, Zygnematophyceae, Desmidiales, Closteriaceae.